AUGCACAUCCCGUUCAUGUCAAUGUGCCAGUUCAUAUUUUACAUGGGCUGGAUGAAAGUUGCCGAAGUGAUAAUGAAUCCUUUCGGCGAUGACGAUGACGACUUGGAAAUCAACUGGCUUAUUGACCGAAACCUGCAGGUGGGUAUGACAAUAGCGGACGAGACCUGGGAGCCGCAACUGAUUAAGGAUCAGUACUGGAUGGUGAAGACAGCGGAGCCAAUGUACAGCGUCGAUGCAGUCAAAGAGCGGUAUAAUCCGCAGGUUGGAUCGGUCUCCAAUAUCAAGUGGGCCUUCACACUUGCCAUUAGCAUUUCAGAUUUAGAUCCCUAUCUGUUUGAUUUUUACUUCCAGUUUUAUUUCAAAGUGAUUGUCUAA
This is a messenger RNA of Gongylonema pulchrum, 375 nucleotides long. Lineage: Eukaryota; Metazoa; Nematoda; Chromadorea; Rhabditida; Gongylonematidae. The record is from the annotation of a GenBank genome assembly.